AUCUGUGACCCACAUAUCUACUUUUACCUGCAUCUUUUUUCCGGGAAUUCCGGAAAUUUCCUCAAGGCCAGUCACGGCUUUGUUAUAGUGAAACGGAAAUAUCCAAAAGACAUAACGCUUUUGUUUUUUCGAAAGUUUUGUAUGUUGCCAUGGGAACAAGUUGGUCUUCGAGUGCUGAAAGUGAACAGAAUAAUGAGAGGAGAAUGAAAAAACAGAAAUUACUAUCCAAGAAAACCUUUGGCCACCAUGAAGUGGAAGGAUAUAACGGAGAUGAUACUGAUAUACAAAAUCAUGUUGAAAGUUGUAGAAAAAACCCAGGCCAUGCCAAUUUUAUUCCCAUUACAAGAUUUACUCAAACAGAUCUACCCGAAGACUUACGGGACGAUACUCUUUAUGAGCUCAUCAAAGCUAUAUCUGACAUCACAGUCAGAAUCAGAGUCACGAAAGUCAGUCCUGGGAGACCUCAGUUUUUCCCAAAUACAGAAGACCCUUAUCCCUUUAGUGGAACAAACGUGAAAAUGCGACUAGGGAGUGGGGAAAUAGACGUGUAUAAAUUCAUCAAAGGCUGGGGAUAUAACAGUCAAGGAAGAAGUUCUAAUUUUUUCGAUAAAGAUAAAGCAAUUGAGGCGACAUACAAAGCUUGCCCAUGUGAGAAAUGUGGCCAGUCUGACAAACCCAAGGAAGUCUGGUGGGAAAUAUUUGUUUACACUGCCGCGCAUGUUGUUUUUGAUGAGAUAGAGGCCAUCAACACGACAUGUACAUUGCUCUAUGAUAAUAAAGGUCGCCCAGAGACGAAAGCUCUUAAUAAAUUCAGCGUCAGUUACGUCAGUGUCGAGUACGACAAAUGUGAAUUGAAGCACGUCACGUGCGACGUCUCACUAGGGGACAAACUGUACAAAAUGUCGAGGCGCUGCUGUGACCUCUGGGAAGAAGUCAGACCUAAACACUGCAGAAGUCAAUCCAAGUUUAUGUUUCUCGUGUCACACCCCCACGGGGGCAUUAAACAGCUGAGUCUGGGUGAAUGGAGAGAGAAUGAAAAGGUAAAGAAACUGGACAAAAACUUUGUUCUGACCAAGCUAACAUACACUGCUGGUACAUGUCCAGGCAGUAGCGGAGCUCACGUGUAUUGUCUAGGAUUUAGAGGGGGCCAUCUUCACGGAGGAGCUUUAGAGCCAAACAUAAAUUACAGCUGUGUCUUAUAUACUUACAAGACGAAAUCUCAACACAGACGAUAUAUCUAGUACGGAAAAUCAAUUCCUGUAAGCAUUAAUUAAUUUUUAUUAUGGAGUAAAUAGUUUGUAUAAAGUUUUUCGUCUUGGAGUAAUAACAAAGUUGAUUUUUAUUUAUAUAUUUUAUCUAAGUACUCUCCUUUUUUUUUUAAAAAAAAUUAUCUUAUAAAUUACAUACGUUCCUUGAAAAAGGAAAAUCAUUGUGAUCUUCCUUGUGUUAAUCUAGACGUGCAUGCUAAUCAGAAACUAAAAUUCUAACCCUAACGCUAAGUCUUUGGUUUUCGCUGCUAAUUCAGGCAACCAGCUCAAUGCUCUAAUGGCACUAAGGAAGAAGGAGCAAUUGUACGAAUUUAACCUAGCGUAUGCAAACGCAAUAAGAAAUCUGUCUUCAUCUUUGCCACUAAGUAUUUUAUGACUUCAUUUAUUUGUUCAAAAAUUAUGGUUCAGAAUUGUAUGUGUUAUUGCUACUUUAUGUUUUAUUCUUUUGUCUUAAAGUGUGUCUAGGUUUAAUGUUUUUAUUCAUGGUUGUACUCUAAUUAUUAAAUAUCAAUAUUCAUUUUUUAUAAACUUAUUUUACGUCUAUUAUAAUUUCUUCGUGUUUUCUUGUGUUGGUAUGUCCAAAUGGUCCCGUGUACAGUGUUGAUUAUAAGCCAUGGACUCGUCUUCCUGAUUCCCUAGCAUUCUAGCAUUCAAACCUAACAAUGAAUAUACCAUUUAAUGUGAUGAGCUAUUUAAUAAUGCUUGAUGAUUGGUAAUCAAGAAUAACUAAUAAAAUGCAUUAAACAUUGGGGGAAAAAUUAAGUAAUGAUUGACUGGCAAUUUAUAUCGGAAUAUUCUCAAAACAAUUGGCAGACCUUAUCAAAACAUCGUUCACGGGCUUGUACGGCCAAUACGGGCCCAGAUUCCCUCAUCAAGCCUUGAAAUUGCCGGGUAAGAAACACUAUGUCACAUUUAGCUCCAGCUCAAACCCAAACUUCAGCUCUAACACUUGCUUCCUGUAUAGACACAAGUCCUUGCAACACUACCCUACAAAACUAUGGCGACGAAAUGGCUGCGUAAAAAAAAAAAAGUAGAGUACCCCUUUCAGACCUUGCGAUUUAUGGAGCAGAUGAUGUAAAGGUCAUCUGUUUCUGUGGUCUACGGUAAACGAGGGUGUCAACGACCAACCGUCUUUACUUUUCCCCAACUAAUGUCAGGUACCUUUUAGAGCUGGGUGAACUCAGAGGCACCCAAAGAUCCCGAAAUUCAAAAUCUCAGUCUUCAUCAGGAUUCGAACUCGGGAAGCCAAGCAAUGCGCUUUACUGUUCAGCCGUCGCACCCACCCUCAAAAUGACUGCGUAGUGGAAGCAAAAAGUUGAAAUCUAUCAAGCAGGAUCAACAAAUUGUUCUACCGGAAGUUGCCAAACAGAAGUAAAACAAGCAUCCAGCAUAACGGAAUAAAACAAGAAAUUGCAAUAUGGUUACUAGAGCUAGGGUGCGAUCUCAGAUUGUGCACUUAAAGGAAUUGCUGUGCAAAUAUACCGAGUAGGCACCGCCAAAAGACGCUUUUUCCAAUACCGGUAUCGAUUUAGACAAGGUCACAGCUGGGGCUGCGCAGCCACGGGAAAUACUGCAUCCCUCAUUAAUCUUCGGACUCGAAGACAGGCCUUUUUAUUAAACAAGGUUCAAUAAUAUUAUGUUUUAUUUUUAUUAUUGUUUGAUUGUAGCAAUUUCUUUCAAUAAACCAACAUGUUUUGUAUAAUCUUGUAAUCCUUUCACCGAAAUGGGGAUUCUAUGAUAACUUAUUACACCUAGGCAUUAUGAGUUUUUAGUACAGGUAAUUAGUAUACCAUGAAAAUGAUAAAAUGUUUACCUUUCUUGCUCUAUCCAUAGAAUACAUGUUUUAAUUAGUCACUUUUAUGUAUUUAAUGUAAAUGUACUAAUACCAUUAGUUUUAUUAUUCACAUUGUACAUGUAGCUUUUUGGAGCUUGACUUUGUAAUAUGUACAUGGGAAAUAAAGGAAACAAUAUACUU
Molecule: messenger RNA, 3243 nt
Organism: Biomphalaria glabrata
Lineage: Eukaryota; Metazoa; Mollusca; Gastropoda; Planorbidae
Exons: 4
Coding region: 150-1241 (363 amino acids)
Source: RefSeq, a predicted model, not a curated record